AUGGCCCUUUAUGACGCCCAGCGGUUCCCCGCUGCCUCGGAAGAGACCAUUCUAAUCUUCGGCGUACUGGGAUUCCAUUCGCAAGACGUAUGCAGAGCAAUCUUUAGACACUUCCUUGCUAUCGAAUACGGCCAUGUCACAGUUCCCGCCUAUGUCAGCCUCACACCUGACAAGAGUACCCUCUUUAUCUCUCGGCAGAAUAUUUCUUCUGAGCCGUUGAUGUUCUGUGUGCCUCUCAAAGGCCGCCGCGAAUCGGACGGAGAGGAACACCUCACGGACACGCAACGCGGUCAACGUACGGGCAUCCCAGUCGCUGUCGCAGAUAUAGAUGUAGAUCAGGUGAUGGUGGAUCUUCGCUGCGCGUUGGAGGAGCAUGGUUUGAAUCGCCCCUCAGUUCCUUUCAAGUCUCCGCUAGGGUCAAGCACUAAGAAUGUCUUGCAUGGAUCCACAGAUGUCCGAUCAACAACACCUCCUGAUCGGUUCUCAGCAGACGCAAGUCAAACCCGAUCAAGCAAGAACGAAACGCUCGGGAUGCGGCCCACACUCUGGCUCCUCAAGACCGGAAUAUAUUCCCAAGGAACGCCCUGUACAUUGUGGUCCAGGACGAGGAACAUGUGGGGAUCGUCUACUGGAGUUGAGUUUACCUUCCCUCGUUUGUUCUUGAAGGCGGCAUGGCUUGAGCAAAUGCGGAGUGUAGGCUGGAAGGGAGUCAUUGGACGACCACCAAGCGAACAGCAGUUCUUAGAUGCCCUCGCGCGGAAAGAUUUAGUAGCGUACUUCGGACACGGCGGAGGAGAACAAUACGUGCGGUCACACAAAAUCCGUCAUUUGCCGCGCUGUGCAACGACAAUGCUGUGGGGGUGCUCCAGCGGGUUACUGAAGGAGAUGGGUGAUUUUGACAGAGUAGGCACCCCAUUUAAUUAUAUGCUUGCUGGAUGCCCUUUACUGGUGGCGAAUCUUUGGGAUGUAACUGACCGCGAUAUCGACAAGUUCUCACAAGCAGUUUUUGACUCCCUGAGAUUGACUCCGACUCGUGGAGGAGAGUAGGGUAUGUCAGCAGUCACCGCAAUUGCACAAGCCCGAAAGGCAUGCAAACUCAAGUAUCUCACUGGGGCAGCACCAGUUGUAUAUGAGAUUCCGUCCUACCUAUAAUAAACAAU
Messenger RNA from Suillus bovinus, 1160 nucleotides. Its product is annotated as peptidase family C50-domain-containing protein. Gene Ontology annotation, molecular function: cysteine-type endopeptidase activity. NCBI's taxonomy places the organism in Eukaryota, Fungi, Basidiomycota, Agaricomycetes, Boletales, Suillaceae. The record is from RefSeq and is a predicted model, not a curated record. The transcript has 5 exons. The coding region runs from base 1 to 1047 and encodes 348 amino acids. Gene Ontology annotation, biological process: meiotic chromosome separation; proteolysis. Gene Ontology annotation, cellular component: mitotic spindle pole body; cytoplasm; nucleus.